Messenger RNA from Chanos chanos (milkfish), 2012 nucleotides. RefSeq names its product SMG9 nonsense mediated mRNA decay factor (gene smg9). Gene Ontology annotation, biological process: nuclear-transcribed mRNA catabolic process, nonsense-mediated decay. Lineage: Eukaryota; Metazoa; Chordata; Actinopteri; Gonorynchiformes; Chanidae. Bases 86 to 1615 code for a protein of 509 amino acids. The transcript has 14 exons. The record is from RefSeq and is a predicted model, not a curated record.
GUUUUAUACGGAGCCGAAGCUACUAAUAGCGAUCGGUUAACUGAAGUAUUUUGUCCUUGGUUUCGACUCGGUAUCACACAGUAAAAUGUCAGAAUCCGGUCACAGCCAGCCAGGCUUGUACGGACAGGGACGGCGGAGACGACGUCGGCGGGAUAGAGACCAAGGUCCGCCGGGACAAAAUCUGUCUGGUCCCAGUCGCGACCGCGAGUACGUCCCACGAGAGCGCCGGGAUGGUAGUGAGGAACCUGCAGGACCUCUUCUUCAGAAGACGCCCAUCAUUCUUGCAAAGCCACCUGGAGAGCGGGCUAAGCCAAGUCAGAGUGCAUCCCUCGGCGGAGCUCCAUCUCUGGAAAAGCCCAUCAUGCUAAUGAAAUCCAGAGAUGAGGGAGGCAAACCUGGAACUCCACCCGAGAUGGUGCCUUCUGCCCCAGGUUCAGGUGUUGCUAAACUGGAGAGAGAAGGACAGCGUCCCACUCAGCCUGUCUAUCAAAUCCAGAACAGGGGCAUGGGUUCAGCUGCGGCCAGUGGAACUGUGGACCCUGUAAUUGGCCAGACAAAGCUGUUACCCCCUGAGAAAAUGAAACACAGUAUUAAGUUGGUAGAUGACCAGAUGAACUGGUGCGACACUGCUAUGGAGUAUCUGCGGGACCAGACAGACAUGCUAGUUGUGGGAGUGAUAGGGCUGCAAGGUACUGGGAAGUCCACAGUAAUGUCACUCCUGUCAGCUAACACUCCAGAGGAGGACCAACGAGCGUAUGUGUUCAGGGCCCAGACGCAAGAGAUCAAAGAAAGAGGAGGGAACCAGAGCAGUGGGAUAGACUUCUAUAUCACACAGGAGAGAGUCAUCUUUCUGGACACGCAGCCUAUUUUGAGUCCUUCCAUUUUGGAUCAUCUCAUUAACAAUGACCGAAAGCUACCGCCCGAAUACAACCUUCCACACACCUACGUGGAGAUGCAGUCUCUGCAGAUUGCUGCUUUCCUCUUCACCGUGUGUCAUGUGGUUAUUGUAGUUCAAGACUGGUUCACUGACAUCAACCUGUACAGGUUCCUGCAGACUGCUGAGAUGCUGAAACCUUCGACGCCGUCUGCCAGUCAUGACAGCUCUGGAUCUUCAGGUGCAGAUGAAGGCACAGAAUACUACCCUCACAUAGUGUUCUUACAGAACAAAGCGAGAUGGCAAGAAUUUUGCCCACGAAACUUGAAGAAGAUGCACAUGGCUGUCGACAAGCUGAUGGCUCACUCCCAUCUCAAGUACAAAGGCACAUUGUCCAUGCUGGACUGUAAUAUAUUUCCUGGGCUGGGCAGAGAUUACCUGGAAACUGAAGUGAACCUUUUCCUUUUACCAAUGUUGGAGAACGAGGGAGAGGAUGCCCUGACAAGAGCAGGUUCUGGAUCCAGCUCCACCCCUCUUUUUUCUCUCCUGCCUGGAUAUAGAGGGCAUCCCAGUUUCUCGUCACUGGCGUCAAAACUCCGCAGUCAGGUCCUGGCCAUGUCCCGCAGUCAGCUGUCACAUACCAUCCUUACAGAGAAAAACUGGUUCCAUUAUGCAGCCAGAAUCUGGGACAGUGUGAAGAAGUCCUCCGCACUUUCAGAGUAUAGCCGCCUGCUGUCUUAGGGUCAUCAAAGAGCCUAACUUGAACAGACAGAGUCGUCCUGGGAAUGAAAGCGGAACGGAAGUCGUCCCUCCCCGUCUGACAGACAGCUGCCCUUAGAGGUUUAGGACCCUGAACAAGACCAAAAGAGAAGAAAAAGAUCACCCACAUGGCUCAGUGACACCGUCUCAUUCGAUGUGAAAAAAGGAGAAUUUCAUUCUCAAAGUGGGUUCAUGUGGUAUGUCACAGAAGCACUGUUUGCUCACAGACACCUGUGAACACAAAAUGCUGUAAGGUAACAUACAUGGCUCAGAGAACACUGAAUUCUGACUGGUACAAACCCAUUCCAGUUGUACAGAUUUUGUAUACUUGUAAUAAUGAGAUUAUGAGAUUGGUCUUGCCUGUGGAAACGUAUGUUCU